AGAGGAGGAAGAAAAAGGUUGCACUCUCAAGACAAGAGAUUUAUUAGGACACAGCCCACGCAAUUGACACGACGUCUUGAUUGAUGGUCGAGCACUCUUGAAGUGAUGCCUUCCCUAGGGACUGGUUUGAUGAUCCUGUUGGGUAUUACCCUGUUAAUGCAAAAGUGGACGGCAGCAGAGAUCGAUGACAACCAUUUGGAAAUGUGCGUUACAUCGAGGAGAAGAGUCGCAGACCUCUCCAAUCAAAAUCUAACAUCCUUUCCCUUACAUCUCCCCGAUAAAACGGAAUAUUUGGACAUCUCUCACAACUCCAUUCCAAGUAUCACUGCCCUGAAUUUUCCCCAACUGCCUGUGCUGUGUUUUCUGAAAGCAACUCAUUGUGGGCUCAGGGAUAUUUCUGCUAUGGUGUUUCAAUACAUUCCCGCACUCCAGGUUCUCAAUAUAUCCUUCAAUGAUUUAUCAAUCAUUCCUGACAUUUCCCUGCCUCGACUGACAGUCUUGGAUUUGUCUGACAAUCUUUAUGAGACCUAUCAGUUGCCCGAAUGUUUUCAGAACCUUACAAAGCUUCAAGUGCUGUCAUUAGGAAGUAAAGUGGCCUUGUCAGUUCAGUUAAAUGACUUUAAACCAGUAGUGAAUAUUUCCCUGCAACAUUUGCAGUUGAGUGCAAGAGUUCCCUGGCAAAUGUAUGAACCGGGAGCCCUUGGGAUUCUGUCCCUCCAGAAAUUGUCCCUCUUUGUGAACUUCUGCGGGCGCUUCGACAUAUUCGACAAAAUCCUAGUGGAUUUAAAUGCGACACGAGCGAGUGUCUUGAAGUUGAUCAGCAUGUUUUCAGACAACUGCAGCAUCACCGGGGAACCAUUCCACAAUUUUAAAGCAAUGCCGCAUGUGCGCAACCUCACCAUAGAGAACACUUGGCUAAACACCUCAUUCAUAGAGACAUUUUUAAAAAACAUGUGGCUGUCUUCUAUUCAAGACCUCUCCUUUGUCAAUAUCACGUACAAUGAAGAUACAGAGGAUGGGUUUCAGUUUCGCGCUCCUAAUCGUAGUGAAACUGUUCGUGCUAUAACUUUUGAUCGAGUUAAACAUUAUCAAUACAAGUAUCCUAAAUUUAACGUCAGUUUUGAGGAUGUUUCAAACCUGAACUAUGUUAAGUUUUCUGGGAGUGGCAUGAACAUUUUGCCUUGUAACAUCUUAUCCACCAUUCCAACAUUGGAGACCCUGGAUGUGUCAGACAACCUCCUACAAGAUUUGGGCUUCUGGUGGCCCAUGUGUUCAUACACCUCAAUUUUCCCAAAACUGAAGCAUCUUUUGAUGAGCAAGAACCGUUUCCACUUGUUGUCCUUCAUCUCAAAAAGGACUCAUGAAAUGAAGCAUCUGGAAUCCUUGGAUUUGAGCUUCAACUCCAUCUACCUGGACAACCGAUGCAACUGGCCCAGUCACUUGAUUGAACUCAAUCUUGGGAACAAUAACCUUGGAAACGAGGUUUUUGAGUACCUGUCGCCACAUUUUGAGCGAAUUCUCUUAGAGAAAACGGGAAUAACUGCCUUAACCCAAAAGGAACUGUCUCAGUUUCCCAAGCUGAAAUACCUCGAUCUUAGUUCUAACAGCAUCCAGGCGCUUCCAGAGCAUCUCAACGCCCCGAACCUGAUCAGUCUCUACGUGGACCAGAAUGCGAUCACAACUCUUUCUCAGCAAGUCUUGCAGGGACUUCCUAAACUUCAGAACAUCAAAGCUGGAAACAAUCCCUUCAGUUGCUCCUGUGACCUACAUUGGUUCAUCACAGAGUUAAACAAAUCUUUGCUUUUGGACUGGCCCUUGGAUUAUUCCUGUAGCACCCCAGUAAAGUUGGCAGACCUGCCACUGUCUGAGUUCAAAACCAGUGCAAUCUCAUGUGAGACCUGGCUCCAAACUUUCGUUGCUUUCUCUGUCUUACUCUUAGUUGGAACAACUUCGGGCCUGCUUUUUUAUAAAUUGGAUGGCGUGUGGUACACAAAGAUGUUAUGGGUGUGGAUUCGGGUGAAAAGGAGAGGCAAGAAACGCUCGCACCUACUAAAGAAAGUAUCAUUUUCUUACCACGCAUUCGUCUCAUACAGUCAUCAGGAUUCCCACUUUGUGAGCAGUGAGCUGGCGCCCGCCUUGGAGAAAGCCGGCUUUUCGCUUUGUGUUCACGAGCGUGACUUUGUCCCCGGCGAUUGGAUCAUCGACAACAUCAUCAACUGCGUGGAGUCCAGCUACAAAACACUCUUCAUCCUCUCCAAACAUUUCGUGCAGAGCGAGUGGUGCAACUACGAGCUCUUCUUCGCCCAGCACAGAGCCAUCAACAUCCAGCAGGACUCUUUGGUGUUCAUCCUGUUGGAACCCAUCCCGACUGAUAGCCUGCCCAAAAAGUUCUUGAGAUUGAGAAGCUUACUCCAGCAGCAGACGUACCUGGAAUGGCCCAAAGAUGAGCGGAAGCAGCAAGUGUUUUGGGCAAGUCUCCAAUCCAUGUUGCGGAUGGCGGACAAAUCUGUGGCUUUGAAGAAAUUAGCUGUGGAUAUUGCAGAUACAGUGGCCUCAAUUUCCAACCAGCCUUGAAAUGCUGCUUGGUUCAGUUUUGGAUGAGCAUGACACUCUCCAAUUCUAUAUUUUCAGUGACUAUACAAUGGAACUUGACUUUUUAAUUGCUUAUAUAUAAAUGGUUGGAUCUCAAGAGUUUUUGCCCACCCUGUUUCUACUAAAGUUCACCUUAGACAAAGCUUUAAAGUUGUGUAAAAUAAGUGCUUCUGAAAUUUAGUCAACUGUUAAUGGUUGUCAGACUAGGUUGAAUGAAAGCAGAUGUGUAUCUUUUGGUAAAAUGGUUCUUACUAUCUUUGCUACUAAUCAUAAUAAUAAAAA
Corythoichthys intestinalis (scribbled pipefish) is the source of this 2874-nucleotide messenger RNA. RefSeq names its product toll-like receptor 1. Lineage: Eukaryota; Metazoa; Chordata; Actinopteri; Syngnathiformes; Syngnathidae. Gene Ontology annotation, biological process: toll-like receptor signaling pathway; inflammatory response; immune response. Bases 106 to 2574 code for a protein of 822 amino acids. Gene Ontology annotation, molecular function: transmembrane signaling receptor activity; protein binding. The record is from RefSeq and is a predicted model, not a curated record. Gene Ontology annotation, cellular component: plasma membrane. The transcript is spliced from 2 exons.